GCUCCACGUGAGCGGAUCGAGGGAGGUUCUCGUUGUCGAGAUCAACAUCGUCUUUCAUGGACUUGCACUCCUUCACCAAUCAAUGAGUUUUCUCUAUUGUUUUACUCAUCGAUUCGCAUUCAGUUUCUUCUUCACUCUGCAUUUACCACUAAACUCAGUUUAUUCUCAAUCUCUUCAUUGAAGCUUAAAAACAGAUUAAUUAAUUGUUGCAAAAAUGAUGUCUCCGAAGCCACUUUCAGAAAAUCGAGGAUCAUCUAACCCUGCUACCAUGAGGCAAGCCCCCUUGCAGAUAAUCCAUGUUGUUGGGAACUUUAUGAGAAUAUGGUCAGUUUACUCCAUGUACCGCUAUUUGUCUCAGACAGGGGCUUCAGUUGUUCUAUUUAUGUUCUGCUGUCUUCUUCCAUCAUGCAUCUGGUUUCUAAUAGCGCAAAAGCCUUGGAAGGGCAGGGCACUUGCUAAUACACAGGUGGUACCUUCAGUUGUAAAUGGUGGUAUAACAGCUCUUUACUUCGUCUUGUGGGGAAAGGGCCUUAAAUCUUGUGGUCCUGUUCGGGCCAUAUUGGGUGAGUAUUCUGGUGCUGCUCUAGGAGUAUUAUCCGGGGUACUGUAUGGCAGGGGGGGCCAUGUUUGGAAAAAGGUUGGUGGACUCCUUGCAAUGCUUGCAUCUUUCUACUUUUUAUCACAAGGAUGGGCGAUGGCUACAUAUUCUCCAUUUCCAUUUAGCAAUGCCUCCUCCUCUGAUGAAGCACAUACCGAACAGCUAGUAGGAAUGAAGGAAAUGCUAUUUCCCAUUCUUGCUGGAGUCUUGUCAGCACUUCGGAGGGUGAUCGCAAGACGGGUCUCACUUAAGAAUCAACUGAAGAGGCGACUCCAUGCCAUAACCCUUACUUCUGCGACAUGCUUUUUGUUUCCUGUUGCCAUGUGGGACAUGAUUAUAGGAUCUAACAAUGUAGAGCUGCCCUUUUCUGCCUGGGCUUUUUCAAGCACCAUUUUAUUUGGGAUGAUAUUGAUAUUUUACAUUGAUAGCAUCGCAGAGGAGAGGUUGCAUAUGGUUUUCUCUUCUCCAAAGCACUUAAUGGUUGCAGGUGGAUGCAUCAUUGUCAUGGAGAUAUUAUAUAAAAUGGACUUCUCGUUACUCGGCUUUCUUGUUUGUGUCGCCAUCUUGGGAAUUGGCAUAUAUGAAGCUACAUCCUUGGAUCGUUCUAGGAGAGAUUCUUUCCAAGGCUCAAGCUCCAAUGGCAUCUUGGACGAUCAAAUUGAAAUGUCUCCACUUCCUACUUGAUGUGAAACAGCAAUCAUACUUUUGACUCUGACAAGUGAUGCAAAUGAGGAGAAACACGUUUUCUGGUAUACUCCUUAUUGUGUCGUGGUAAUUGGCCUGAAACUAUUUAUAAUAUCAGUACUUCCCAUGUUAUGCCCAAAUAUCGAGUGCCUGGAAUCGUGGAAAGCACCUCAAGAAUAUAUAUAACAAGCAGAAACGUUCUGUGCCCAUUCCCGUUGAUGGUUGCCAUGUUGCAUCUACAUUGAAUGUGUUAUGAUUUGAUUUAUAUGACCAACAGGGUUAGCGAAAUAUUUGUACAAACAGUAUAUGUACCUUUCCAUUUUUAUGGACUUUUUCUUUUCUUCUCUACCA
This is a messenger RNA of Solanum dulcamara, 1633 nucleotides long. RefSeq lists its product as uncharacterized. NCBI's taxonomy places the organism in Eukaryota, Viridiplantae, Streptophyta, Magnoliopsida, Solanales, Solanaceae. The transcript is spliced from 11 exons. The record is from RefSeq and is a predicted model, not a curated record. Bases 215 to 1282 code for a protein of 355 amino acids.